UGCACCAGAUUUUUUCCCCACAAAUUCAACCCUAUUGCUGCAGGCAUAUGCGACCAAGCGGCCACCGAACAGACAAACGCUUGUGGCACGCGCGCGGACCAUGGCCGCGUUGAUCCUCGCCGUCGUCGUCUCCCUCCUCGCUGUCGUCGUGCCGCUCCUGUACCUCGUGCUGCUGGCCGCCGGGAAGAGGAGCGAUGAUGGAAGGAGGCUGCCGCUGCCGCCGUCGCCGCGCGGGCUGCCGAUUCUGGGGCACCUCCACCUGCUCGGCGCGCUGCCGCACCGGGCGCUCCGUGCCCUGGCAGCGGCGCAUGGCCCGGUGCUGCUGCUCCGGUUCGGGCGCGUGCCGACGGUGCUCGUGUCGUCCGCGGCCGCCGCCGAGGAGGUGAUGCGGGCGCGCGACCUGGCGUUCGCGAGCCGGCCCUGGAGCGCCAUGGCCGAGCGCCUGCUGUACGGCCGCGACGUCGGGUUCGCGCCCUACGGCGAGUACUGGCGCCAGGCGCGCCGCGUCUGCGUGGUCCACCUGCUCAGCGCGCGGCGCGUGCUCUCCUUCCGCCGCGUCCGGGAGGAGGAGGCCGCCACGCUCGUCGGCCGCGUCCGCGCGCGCGCCGCGGAGGGGGGCGGCGACGUCGACCUGAUCGAGCUUCUCAUGGCGUACUCCAACACCGUCGUCUCGCGCGCCGCGUUCGGCGACGGGAGCGCGCGCGGCUUGUACGCCGACGUUGACAGGGGGCGCGAGCUCAAGAAGGUGUUCACCGACUUCGAGGAGCUGCUCGGGACGGAGCCGGUGGGGGAGCUCCUGCCAUGGCUCAGCUGGGUGGACACUUUCAUGGGGCUGGAGCGGAAAGUGCGGCGCACGUUUGAGGCGCUGGACAGCGUCCUCGACAAGGUCAUCGAAGACCACCGUCGCCUCCGUGAAGAGCGCCGGCGGACGGGCGCGGACGACGACGACGACGUUGAUCACCGAGAUUUCGUCGACGUGUUGCUCGACGUGAACGAGAUAGACAAGGACGCCACCAUUCAGCUCGGCACCAUCGAAAUCAAGGCCAUUAUUCUGGACAUGUUCGCGGCGGGCACGGACACGACAACGACGGCGAUGGAAUGGGCCAUGGCGGAGCUGCUCACCCACCCGAGCGCGAUGCGCAGGGCGCAGGAGGAGCUCCGGGCGGUCGUCGGCGUCGCCAGCCGCGUCACGGAGGACCACAUGGACAGGCUACCUUACCUCAAGGCCGUGCUCAAGGAGACGCUCCGGCUGCACCCACCGAUCCCGCUGCUCGUGCCGCGGGAGCCGCCAGCGGACGCCGAGCUCCAAGGCUACGGCAUCCCGGCGCGCACGCGGGUGGUGAUCAACGCGUUCGCCAUCGGCCGCGACCCAGCGGCGUGGGGGCAGCGCGCCGAGGAGUUCGUGCCGGAGAGGUUCUUGGACAGCGCCGUCGACUACAUGGGGCAGCACUUCGAGCUCGUGCCGUUCGGCGCCGGGAGGAGGGGGUGCCCCGCCGUGGCGUUCGCCGAGUCGGCCAUCGAGAUGGCGGUGGCGAGCUUGCUCUACCAUUUCGACUGGGAGGUGAGCGCCGCCGGCGGGAGGGGUAGCCAGGCGGGGACGGCGUCGCCGCCGCUAGACAUGAGUGAGACCCACGGGCUCUCUGUGCGCCUCAGGUACGGCUUGCCACUCAUUGCUAAAAUGCACUUUUCUUAGUCGUAUAUACAAUUAUAUAUAAAAGAAUCCAAUGUAAAAUAGUUUUAUAAAGUGCAAUGUAUGAAUUACCUCUACUGGCAAUUAUAUGUGUUUGGGACUUUGUGAGUGGGAGAGAUGAAGUAUAGUAGCUGUUUCAGGUGUUAAUGGUGCAAGAACUCAGAAAACAUAAACAAAAGUGACAUUAUGUUCAAUAUGAAGAAAAUGAGGAACUUACCAGUAAUGUCCAGCUGGU
Oryza brachyantha (malo sina) is the source of this 1925-nucleotide messenger RNA. Its product is annotated as cytochrome P450 71A1-like. Lineage: Eukaryota; Viridiplantae; Streptophyta; Magnoliopsida; Poales; Poaceae. The transcript is spliced from 2 exons. Gene Ontology annotation, molecular function: monooxygenase activity; iron ion binding; heme binding. Bases 101 to 1693 code for a protein of 530 amino acids. The record is from RefSeq and is a predicted model, not a curated record.